AUGGAGCCCAACGCUUCCUCCGCGGCCCUCCUGGGCCAAGAGACUGAAGCAAACAUCACUCUCAGAAACCAGCUCGAGUCGCCGCUUCUCCGCCUGCCCGCUGAGCUGCGAAACAAGAUCUACACCUACGUCGGUCUUUCCACUACGAUUGAAGUUAUUGUUAUUGCAAAUCAUAUGCCACAAGCCAAGGAUUGGGGUUCGGCAAAGCUCAAAGUCGGGCUUCCCGGCCUCCUCAGUACUUGUAAACAGAUCCGACAAGAAGCCACUUCUCUGAUAGGCAAAUCUGCCAUCCUCGAUCUCUCGAAGAUAGACCCCCGCUCAUGGCUAGAGCCCCGUUGCAAGAACAAGUUCAGCGAGCUCAUCACCUCAGUUAGAAUUGAUUACGAGUUUGCCGAGGUUGCUUCAGGCGUUUCUUCUCUAUACCUUGGCCAGACCAUGCGAGCAAAAAAGUCUCCCGCAAGCUGGCUACCAAGCCUAGAGAGGGUUCAUGUCAAAUCGUGGGGGUGGAGGCCCUUUGAGGACAGCGAGAAGAUAAAGUCGGGCUUGAGGCUCUGGUGCAAGCAAGAUAAUCUGGAAGUCAUCUUCGAGGACCUUCUCUAUUGGCGGGACGGAAAUGGGACCAAAUAUUGCGCUGGUGAGUGGAAAGAAGUCUACGACUAA
Alternaria triticimaculans is the source of this 660-nucleotide messenger RNA. RefSeq lists its product as uncharacterized. The coding region runs from base 1 to 660 and encodes 219 amino acids. Lineage: Eukaryota; Fungi; Ascomycota; Dothideomycetes; Pleosporales; Pleosporaceae. The transcript is spliced from 2 exons. The record is from RefSeq and is a predicted model, not a curated record.